Molecule: messenger RNA, 576 nt
Organism: Psylliodes chrysocephalus
Lineage: Eukaryota; Metazoa; Arthropoda; Insecta; Coleoptera; Chrysomelidae
Source: the annotation of a GenBank genome assembly
AUGGAAGCUGAUAGAAUUGCCGAAGAAUUUUCUAAAAGUCUGGAACUAUAUGGAAUAAUUUUCGAAAAGUUAAUUGCUGACAGAGACAGCAAUUGCUAUCAAAAAAUAUUAGAUACCCAUCCAUAUAAUAAUAUUGUAGUUAAAAAAAUAGAAUGCAAAAAUCAUUUACUAAGAAAUUACUCAAGAAAAUUAAGAGAUUUAACAAAAGUAGAAUCCGUUAAUGCAAUUAUUACAAAAUUUAUUGGGAGCAAAAGGAUCUACUAUGGUCACAGAAGGUCUUAUCGAGCAAGAUGUUUUGCUGCCGUGGUGAACAAAAAUACAAGAAUGCCUCUUUAUACCCUGAGAACUUGCCUUGGACGAAAAGUUGGCAAGUUCGGCAAGACCUUCGAAUUUAAAAAAUUAAGGAAAAUAAUCAGAAAGAAAAAGCGAAUACAAAAAAUAAAUAAGACUGAUAACGACGAAAGCUAUGGCCAAUUUUGCCAGAAGCCAGAUCUUCCCGAAGAAGAUUUAAUAAAAGAAACAAAUGAGUUUUUAGAUACUUUAAAAAAGAGUAAUGAAGAAAUCGAAUUUCUUUAG